Messenger RNA from Xenopus tropicalis (tropical clawed frog), 1863 nucleotides. RefSeq names its product circumsporozoite protein-like. Bases 1 to 1863 code for a protein of 620 amino acids. The transcript has 2 exons. NCBI's taxonomy places the organism in Eukaryota, Metazoa, Chordata, Amphibia, Anura, Pipidae. The record is from RefSeq and is a predicted model, not a curated record.
AUGACUGUGCGUUUCACAGUGGAACACACGGCCAUUAUCCCGUCUCUGGGUGGGAAUGUGGAGCCGUCUCUCGGUGGGAAUGUGGGGCUGUCUCUGGGUGGGAAUGUGGAGCAGUCUCUGGGUGGGAAUGUGGAGCCGUCUCUCGGUGGGAAUGUGGGGCAGUCUCUGGGUGGGAAUGUGGGGCCGUCUCUGGGUGGGAAUGUGGGGCCGUCUCUGGGUGGGAACGUGGGGCCGUCUCUGGGUGGGAAUGUGGGGCCGUCUCUGGGUGGGAAUGUGGGGCCGUUUCUGGGUGGGAAUGUGGAGCCGUCUCUGAGUGGGAAUGUGGAGCCGUCUCUGGGUGGGAAUGUGGGACCGUCUCUGGGUGGGAAUGUGGGACCGUCUCUGGGUGGGAAUGUGGGACCGUCUCUGGGUGGGAAUGUGGGACCGUCUCUGGGUGGGAAUGUGGAGCCGUCUCCGGGCGGGAAUGUGGAGCCGUCUCUGGGUGGGAAUGUGGGACCGUCUCCGGGUGGGAAUGUGGAGCCGUCUCUGGGUGGGAAUGCGGGGCCGUCUCUGGGUGGGAAUGCGGGGCCGUCUCUGGGUGGGAAUGUGGAGCCGUCUCUGGGUGGGAAUGUGGAGCCGUCUCCGGGUGGGAAUGUGGAGCCGUCUCUGGGUGGGAAUGUGGAGCCGUCUCCGGGCGGGAAUGUGGAGCCGUCUCUGGGUGGGAAUGUGGGACCGUCUCCGGGUGGGAAUGUGGAGCCGUCUCCGGGUGGGAAUGUGGAGCCGUCUCUGGGUGGGAAUGUGGGGUCGUCUCCGGGUGGGAAUGUGGACCCGUCUCCGGGUGGGAAUGUGGAGCCGUCUCUGGGUGGGAAUGUGGAGCCGUCUCUGGGUGGGAAUGUGGGACCGUCUCUGGGUGGGAAUGUGGGGCCGUCUCUGGGUGGGAAUGUGGAGCCGUCUCUGGGUGGGAAUGUGGAGCCGUCUCUGGGUGGGAAUGUGGAGCCGUCUCUGGGUGGGAAUGUGGGGCCGUCUCUGGGUGGGAAUGUGGGGCCGUCUCUGGGUGGGAAUGUGGAGCCGUCUCCGGGUGGGAAUGUGGAGCCGUCUCCGGGUGGGAAUGUGGAGCCGUCUCUGGGUGGGAAUGCGGGGCCGUCUCUGGGUGGGAACGCGGGGCCGUCUCUGGGUGGGAAUGCGGGGCCGUCUCUGGGUGGGAAUGCGGAGCCGUCUCUGGGUGGGAAUGCGGGGCCGUCUCUGGAUGGGAAUGUGGAGCCGUCUCCGGGUGGGAAUGUGGAGCCGUCUCUGGGUGGGAAUGCGGGGCCGUCUCUGGGUGGGAAUGUGGAGCCGUCUCCGGGUGGGAAUGUGGAGCCGUCUCUGGGUGGGAAUGCGGGGCCGUCUCUGGGUGGGAACGUGGAGCCGUCUCUGGGUGGGAAUGCGGGGCCGUCUCUGGGUGGGAAUGUGGAGCCGUCUCUGGGUGGGAAUGUGGAGCCGUCUCCGGGUGGGAAUGUGGAGCCGUCUCUGGGUGGGAAUGCGGGGCCGUCUCUGGGUGGGAACGUGGAGCCGUCUCUGGGUGGGAAUGCGGGGCCGUCUCUGGGUGGGAAUGUGGAGCCGUCUCCGGGUGGGAAUGUGGAGCCGUCUCCGGGUGGGAAUGUGGAGCCGUCUCUGGGUGGGAACGUGGAGCCGUCUCUGGGUGGGAAUGCGGGGCCGUCUCUGGGUGGGAAUGUGGAGCCGUCUCUGGGUGGGAAUGCGGGGCCGUCUCUGGGUGGGAAUGUGGGGCCGUCUCUGGGUGGGAAUGUGGGGCCGUCUCUGGGUGGGAAUGCGGGGCCGUCUCUGGGUGGGAAUGUGGAGCCGUCUCUGUCGUACAUCUGUACAGGCAACACUGAAUAUGGGCUAUAA